AUGGACCCCGAACCUGUUGCGAAUCAGCAACAACUUUACACCUUGUAUGGUGAGGCUAUGGCUGUCCUCAAAGCAGAGCUGGAUGUGAAGAAUGCAGAUGGUCAGCCACAAUUCACAGAUGUUUGUGAAUGGUUGGGUCAGAAGCUAGGCUCCGAUGGGGAGAGGUCGGCUCACCAGGCAAAUCUGGAGCAGCUCUUGGCUAGCUGUGAAGCAGUGGCUGGAGCUGGGGUGACCUCCUUCCAGUCCUCAGUCCCCAGUCCUGCAGACCUCCAGGAGGGCAGUAGCAAGAUGUUGAAGCGGUUCUUUAACCCGACCAAGCAGCUGAGUGGCAACCUGAAGGUCUCGCCUACCGGUAACCCAGAGAUGUUGCAGAGACUGCAGGCUAAGUGGAAUGGCAAGAUCCAGGAGUAUGUCGACAGGCAGCAGCCACCCCCAAUUCAUCAGUCAUCCAUCUGUGCAGGGUUCCGUGAUUCUGGCAGAGAGUCCCAAGUCUACCUGAUGGCCUGUGUCAUGGUGCACUUUAAGGACCAGAUGAUGAAGGAUAUGAGUCCGGACGAGUACCACAAGAUGAUGUCCCAUUGGCGACUGGGACACUUGGACCAGAAGCUCUUCCCGGAAGUGGCAGCCAUGAGGCCAGACUUCAGCUUGACCGAUUUGGGGCUCCGGAUGCAGCAAGAAGAGGCCAGCAACAGUCUUGCAGUCUUGCAGUCCUCUGACCUGGUGGAGGAUGAAGCUGCUCAGGAGGCAGUGCGCUGUCUGACAAACCUUGCAAGGUCCCUCAAGAGAGAGCAGGAUGAGAUGCGAGGCCAUCGUGUGGCUUUCCAACGACACAUGGUGCAGACAGUGGCAGCCGAAGCCGAGUACCAGAAGUCCAUUGCAGAGGGGGUGGAAAGUGCAUGGGGUGAGCACUUGAUCUACUAUCAGGUGAAUGCCAGCAAGACAUUGGGAGUGGGGCAGGCUUUCGAACAUGCGACACACAGGACACUUGCCAGUCGUUUGAUGCAGGAUGUCAAGCAGAUUCCAGUCAUCACGGUGAUCAACAUUCCCAUGUUGGGUGCCGCUGCAUCAUCAUGUGUGACGGCUAUGGUGGGUCACAUGGCUUCGGAGCUCCAGCAGUCCUGCAGUCUUGCAGUCUACCUGAUCAUUCCACCCAACCAGGUCGGCCUCCAGCUCGGCCGCCAGCGGGUGGUUGCAAGCAUGAAGAAAUCCGAGGAGUACCAGCGUGCGAAGCUCUUGUUGCUCAACAAGGACAUGCAGUCUACCCCUCCGGGGGAUCCACCCGUUACACCACGCGUCUACGUGAGCGGCGUUUCGAAACGUACCUGGGAGCGUCAGUGGUACGUGUUCAAAAGCAGAGUUCGUGCAUACGCAGAGUGGGUCGAUUUGAUGACCUAA
This is a messenger RNA of Symbiodinium sp. CCMP2592, 1395 nucleotides long. The record is from the annotation of a GenBank genome assembly. Lineage: Eukaryota; Dinophyceae; Suessiales; Symbiodiniaceae.